Molecule: messenger RNA, 1581 nt
Organism: Colletotrichum truncatum
Lineage: Eukaryota; Fungi; Ascomycota; Sordariomycetes; Glomerellales; Glomerellaceae
Product: pyruvate kinase
Biological process (GO): glycolytic process
Cellular component (GO): cytoplasm
Molecular function (GO): magnesium ion binding; potassium ion binding; pyruvate kinase activity
Source: RefSeq, a predicted model, not a curated record
AUGGCUACUGCCCAGGACCACCUCGACGUUGGCGGCAAGAUCGCUUGGCUCUCUAGCCUCGACACUGCCUACCAGCCUGAGAAGAACUACCGCCGUUCUUCCAUUAUUUGCACCAUUGGCCCCAAGACCAACUCUCCUGAGGCCAUCAACUCCCUGCGCAAGGCCGGUCUGAACGUUGUGCGCAUGAACUUCUCUCACGGCAGCUACGAGUACCACCAGUCCGUCAUCGACAAUGCUCGCGCCGCCGAGAAGUCGCAGCCUGGUCGUCAGGUCGCCAUCGCCCUCGACACCAAGGGCCCUGAGAUCCGUACCGGUAACACCAAGAACGAUGAGGACAUUCCCCUCUCCGCUGGCAAGAUCAUGAACUUCACUACUGAUGAGCAAUACGCAACUGCUUGCGACACUGAUAACAUGUACGUCGACUACAAGAACAUCACCAAGGUCAUCGAGCCCGGCCGUAUCAUCUACGUCGACGACGGUGUCCUUGCCUUUGAGGUUCUGAAGGUCAAGGAUGACAAGACUGUCGAGGUCCGCGCCCGCAACAACGGCUUCAUCUCCUCCAAGAAGGGUGUCAACCUGCCCAACACCGAUGUCGAUCUUCCUGCCCUUUCCGAGAAGGACAAGAACGAUCUGAGAUUUGGCGUCAAGAACAACGUUGACAUGGUCUUCGCCUCAUUUAUCCGCAGAGGUCAGGACAUCAAGGACAUCCGCGACGUCCUUGGCGAGGAGGGCAAGCACAUUCAGAUCAUUGCCAAGAUCGAGAACCGUCAAGGUCUUAACAAUUUCGAGGAGAUCCUCCAAGAGACCGACGGAGUCAUGGUUGCCCGUGGUGACCUUGGUAUCGAGAUUCCUGCUGCCGAGGUCUUCGCCGCCCAGAAGAAGAUGAUUGCCCUGUGCAACAGAGCCGGCAAGCCUGUCAUCUGCGCUACUCAGAUGCUCGAGUCAAUGAUCAAGAACCCUCGCCCUACCCGCGCUGAGAUCAGCGAUGUUGGCAACGCCAUCACUGACGGCGCUGACUGUGUCAUGUUGUCUGGUGAGACUGCCAAGGGUAGCUACCCCGUUGAGGCCGUCUCCGAGAUGCACGAGGCCUGCCUCAAGGCGGAGAACACCAUUCCCUACGUUUCGCACUUCGAGGAGAUGUGCACUCUGGUCAAGCGUCCCGUCAGCGUUGUUGAGUCUUGCGCCAUGGCUGCUGUGAGAGCUUCUCUCGACUUGAACGCCGGUGGUAUUAUUGUUCUGUCCACAUCCGGUGACUCGGCUCGUCUUCUCUCCAAGUACCGCCCCGUCUGUCCCAUCUUCAUGGUUACCAGAAACGCCUCUGCCUCCCGUUACGCUCACUUGUACCGCGGUGUCUACCCCUUCGAGUUCCCUGAGGCUAAGCCCGACUUCAGCAAGGUCAACUGGCAGGAGGAUGUCGAUCGCCGCAUCAAGUGGGGUAUUGAGCACGCUCUGGAGCUCAACGUUGUUAGCAAGGGCGACACCAUUGUCGUCGUCCAGGGCUGGAAGGGUGGUAUGGGCAACACCAACACUCUGCGUAUUGUCAAGGCCGACCCUGAGCACCUCGGCCUUGGAAUGUUGUAA